Messenger RNA from Perkinsus marinus ATCC 50983, 426 nucleotides. RefSeq lists its product as hypothetical. NCBI's taxonomy places the organism in Eukaryota, Perkinsozoa, Perkinsida, Perkinsidae. The coding region runs from base 1 to 426 and encodes 141 amino acids. The record is from RefSeq and is a predicted model, not a curated record. The transcript is spliced from 5 exons.
AUGAGCACUAAGGCUGUGUCGCCGAUACCAUUCGCUGUCUUUGGCGGCGAAUCUAUGAUGAUGGUUACUCCACAUUUGGCUGAAGUCGUGAAUAAUGGAGUUGAUAUGCAAGUGGUGAAGCCUGGCAAUGUGACAUUCUACUUUAUGAAAAAAACCACCGCUGAAGCGAAGACUUCACCCGAUGCCAAACGCUUCGACAAGAACUCCCUGGUUGGCCAGACUCUUCGUGCGGGAGAAAUUGGGGAACUCAUUGGGUCUUCAUGUGAGGAGGUGAAGAUUAAUGACAAGUGGAAUUCUGAAAACUGUCUGGUCGUGGAGAAGGGUGUUAGCGAGGUGCAUCAUCACGAAGUCCGACGAUUCACUAUUCAAAAAAUCAAUGAAAUUGAUAUGAGACUAUAUCGCAUAAACAAUGCUAUGAACAUGUGA